This is a messenger RNA of Brassica rapa (field mustard), 1851 nucleotides long. RefSeq lists its product as uncharacterized. The record is from RefSeq and is a predicted model, not a curated record. Lineage: Eukaryota; Viridiplantae; Streptophyta; Magnoliopsida; Brassicales; Brassicaceae.
CUGUUUUUAUUGCUCAAGCAGGGAAAGUGAAACCCUAAGAAGUUUUAAUUUUGCAUAGUUGAUGGCGGAUUUUGGGUAUCUAUCGGAUACAGACGAUUCAGCAGUGGAAGAGCUGAUAUCGCAAGCGAAGGAGCUUUCGGCUUUGGAGCAAAUAGCAGCCAUCAAUUGUUCUGGCUUCACCGACUCUUCUACUCUUCCCGAUGAUCUCGAAUCUCGUUUCCGUCGCCUCAAGUCUCUUCCUCCCGCUCGACCCGACCCGGUUUCGUCUAAGAUUAGUAAGAAGAAGGAUCUCCCGCACUCCAAGAGCGUCGUGGGUUACCCAAAGGAUCCAGAUUUCUCUGGAAACCCAGUUAAAAAAUCUGGCUUUGAUGAGGAUUCGAGUGUUUCCAAGCGAGAUCUGGGAGUGAAUUCGGGUUUUGAGAGAAGCUCGCGAGCUGGGCUUGACUCUGAUGGAAGUGGAGAUUUCUCUGACUCUGGAAACAUCGGUUCGAGUAAGAUCUUCUCCCCAGCUAAACAAACCCAGAAGCUUCCUAAAGAGAAACGCAGAGUCGGUUCAUCGUCAUCAUCGGAUUCAGAACCAGAAAAGAAAUCAAAGUCGAAAUCGAGCUCAUGGGUAAAGAAGUUAUCUCCAUCAAAGAUCAUUGGAUACAUUUGGUCUUCUCCCAACAAAUCAUCAUCCGCCAAGAAGAAGAACAUCAAAAGCAUCAGAUCAUUUACUGCAUCUGGUCGCGAGAGAGAUGUUGAUUUCGACGACUUUCUGUCCGAUUUAAAUGCGUAUUCUGUCGAGGAUCAAAGGAAGAUGCUGAAGAAAGCACUCAAAGAACAGCAGAAGAUGCGCAAAGAAGCUGCUCACAUCAUCAAAAUGACCAGAAAGGCAUCUGCAAGAUUUGAUUUUGAUGAUUAAUAUUCUUCCCCCUUGUUGUUUUGAGUCUUGAGAAAAAGCUAGCAGACACAUUUCCAAAAAUAAUUUAUAUUUACCAAGUAUAAAUAAGUUCUUCUUUAAUUAAUACUACUAUAAUGUAUUAAUUAUUCCUUUUCCAACAAUUCGUCUAUCUUAGUUAAAUUCGAGUUGUAUUAUUUCCAAUCCGAGUUAAAUCCAAUGUGGUUAAUCAUAUGUUAGACAAAACAUAUUCUAUUUUUAAACAUUUAAAGUAUAAUUUACUAAAAAAAAAGAUUCAAAAUUACUUAUAGUAAAACAAAUCCAAUGGCCCAAAACUAUUGUUAAUUCGUAAACUUAACUACUUGCUAGAUUACAUGUUAACAUAUAACGCCAAAUGUGAUUUUGGAAUCAUAAAAGUUAAUUUUCAAUUUUAGCCGUCUCAAUUAAUUCUUUUAUUUCUUUGGUGAAGGAUUUCAUUUCAUAAGAACUCAAACUAGAGUAAUAGCAUAACAGAGUUUGAUUACACUUUUUGGAAAUGUAACAGCUAAAUAGAUAUUGAUGUGCUCAGAUUAAUCUAAAAGAUAGCAGAGUGGAGAAAGUGACAAGAUUUGUAAAAUCUAAAGAACAACCUGCAAUUUCAUUCAAGUCCAACCUUAAACGAAUGACAAAUAUCAAGACGAAUGGAUCUUUGUCAUGAGGUGCACCAAGUAAUAGAACAAUAGAUUCCAAAAAAAUCCGAAGACCGAAUCGGCUAAGCCAAAAGUCAUCGAACUGAAACUAAGGGGAGAAGCAGACGCUAUAAGGCAGGAGGGUCACCAGCGAGAAGGGACCAUGUUUGGUGCAACCGGUGGAUCAGGAGAGGCUGGAGGGCUGAGAGGAGAAACCACGACGAGUAGUCCGGAAAAAUAAGAAAUAGCGAAGAAAUGACAAGAUUGGAACCAAACCUUGAGCAAACAUCACCGGAGUUAAGG